Molecule: messenger RNA, 1578 nt
Organism: Cyprinus carpio (common carp)
Lineage: Eukaryota; Metazoa; Chordata; Actinopteri; Cypriniformes; Cyprinidae
Gene: atp6v0ca
Product: ATPase H+ transporting V0 subunit ca
Biological process (GO): proton transmembrane transport
Cellular component (GO): proton-transporting V-type ATPase, V0 domain
Molecular function (GO): proton-transporting ATPase activity, rotational mechanism
Source: RefSeq, a predicted model, not a curated record
CGGAAAUGCGCCCUGUACUCUUGGGUGAUCAUGUGACUCUCUCCAUUUCGCCAUUUUCUUCCUCUCCGCCGGCGAUCAAGCUCCUGUCGGAUUCGUGACCACCUCUCGCGCUCCCAUCCUGACCUGUCAGCCUCGAACUGAGCUUCUCUAGAGCCCAAACCUCCCCGGCUGAAGUCUUCCUCCCUCUCUGUCUCUAGUUGUAGGUGUCUGAACGCGCAAGAAGCAUGUCCGCCCAGAGCCCCCAGUACGCUCCCUUCUUCGCAGUGAUGGGUGCCUCGGCAGCAAUGGUGUUCAGCGCAUUGGGUGCUGCAUAUGGGACGGCCAAGAGUGGCACAGGCAUUGCUGCCAUGUCGGUGAUGCGGCCGGAGCUGAUCAUGAAGUCCAUCAUUCCCGUGGUCAUGGCGGGUAUCAUCGCCAUCUACGGCCUGGUGGUGGCUGUACUUAUUGCCAACAACAUGUCUGCCGAUAUCUCGCUCUUCAAGAGUUUCUUGCACCUUGGUGCGGGGUUGAGCGUGGGUCUGAGUGGUCUUGCAGCUGGCUUCGCCAUCGGUAUCGUGGGUGAUGCAGGAGUGAGGGGCACAGCCCAGCAGCCUCGCCUGUUUGUGGGGAUGAUCCUAAUCCUCAUUUUCGCUGAGGUUCUGGGGCUCUACGGGCUUAUUGUUGCUCUCAUCCUGUCCACCAAGGGUUAAUCGCUCUUAUCAUCUCUUACACAUGAACAACCAUCAACCACACACACACACAAGCACCAACACAAACAUCCUCCAAAUGAUACACAUUGAGUAACUUCACCACCCGAAACGAUGAGAGGGGAUUUUUUGCGUGCAUGCGUGUAUCGUGAGUGUGCUGUUUGCAGGUGAAUGUGUGAUUGAACUUCCUCUCUGUGUAUAGUAGCCUGAUGUGCGUUCCCCUGUAAAUGCGCUGUGUAGCUAUUGCUCUCGUCCUGUGUGUGUGUGUGUGUGUGUUUAAAUAGAUGCCCUCUUUCUUUUUCUUUGCUACACUUGUCAUUCUUCUUUUAUUUUGUCAAUUUUAUUCUCAUUUGAAGAACAAAUCAACCAUCAUUUUGUUUUCUUUCUUUUGGGACCAUUCAGAUUGAAAUGCUGAUGUUGAGGGCCUAAAUGUAAAAAAAGAUGGAUUAUUCUUCUUUUUUUCUGUUUUUGCUGAUUAUUUAUGAAGAUUGAGAUGUUCAUUAAUCUGUUAAAUGGAUCAAAGUCUUUAUUAAAAAUUAUGAUUAUCUAAGUACAUUACAUGAGCGUGUUUGUAUCAGAAAUAUAUACAUAUAUAUCUGUAUAGGUAGGUGAAUUGCACUGUGGGAAAUUUAGUGAAGUUACUUUGGGUAUGUAAUCAUUGAUUACCAUGGAGACCGUUGUCUUAAUCAAGGUAUUGAUGUGCAAGUUUACUAAGUGUGUGUGAAACGAAUCGAUGCACGUGUGUCUGUGAGCGAGUCUGUGUUUUAACUCAUUACGUGACAUUCUUCAGGCGUGUAGCGUUUUACCUGUAGUUGAUACUGUUUCUGGUUCCAUUCAUGGGUGAACACCAGCGCAGCUUGUCCAGUUUCCGAAUAAAACUUCCUCACCCUAA